Molecule: messenger RNA, 535 nt
Organism: Plectropomus leopardus (leopard coralgrouper)
Lineage: Eukaryota; Metazoa; Chordata; Actinopteri; Perciformes; Serranidae
Gene: ndufb2
Product: NADH:ubiquinone oxidoreductase subunit B2
Biological process (GO): mitochondrial respiratory chain complex I assembly
Cellular component (GO): respiratory chain complex I; mitochondrial inner membrane
Source: RefSeq, a predicted model, not a curated record
CGUUGUUUGGAGGUCGUUUAUUGACGAGGGGAGAAGGUGACUCCUCGACAAGCCGAAUAACAAUCCACGCAAAUUUAACGAAAAAACCCCAAAGAAGACGGUUGUUUUCGGAAUAAGCAGCCAUGUCUUCUUUGGGAAGAGCGCUGGGAGUCCUCCGGACCGGGACUCGGCUCCUGAGACGCGGAACACAACAAAUAACGACCCGAAAGGCCAGCGGUGGACCUCACAUCGAGCCUCAGUACAGACAGUAUCCGCAGUUAACGAGCAAACAGAAAAUUGAGUCUGAAAUCCUGAGCGGUGCCAUGUGGUUCUGGAUCCUGUGGCACUGCUGGCACGAUCCCGAUGCCGUACUGGGUCACUUCCCCUGGCCUGAUGCCUCUCAAUGGACAGACGAGGAGCUGGGAGUCCCAGCAGAUGACGAGGAAUAAGACGGCCAUGAGGGAUUUGAGCUGCUGGACAAGUCUUUGUGAAAAUCUUCAGGAUAUUGUCAAAGUCAUUGUUGUACAUAAAUAAAAUUAUCUUUAAAUCUGUUAAA